AAGCGCUGUCAGGAUUUUAUAAUAACAGCGUUUCACAACUCCUGCGCUUCAUUACGCUCGCAUCCUCCAAAUAAAUUCUGUCGUCUGCUGUGGGACUAAUUUCAUAUCUGUCGAAAGAUAGCUCCUGUGGGCACGCCUUCAUUUUCGGAAAAAAACAUUGAAAAAUCAUUUUUAUCGAAUUAUUGUCAGUCUGUGAUGAACACAUGACAUUGUUUUGAUUCUGUAUAACACCACUUAAUGUAAAAAGUCAUUAUGUACCGUUUGACGUUGUGAUCAUCUAAAUCGAGCGCAAAUUGGUGCUGAAGGUAUCGUUCCAGUGGACCGCGCGAGUUUUCAGACAUCAGACAAGUCUUUCAAAAAAGCUGAAAACAGGGGCUUCGGUCAGGCAUGGAGUUGAAUUCAGUUAUUUUGACGGCGGGAGGCUCUAUAAGCUUUUUUAAAAUAGUCAACUCAGGAUUUGGCAAACUCCCCAUGCCAGAUUCUGCUUGCAGAAACGCAUGGAAAUGGAGGAAUAUAUCGACAUCGUUUGUUCACAGUCUCAUAACUGGGAUAUGGUCUGUGCUAUGCUUUGUCCUUCACCCACAGAUGGCAGAGGAUUUGAUAGGGACCCAUUCUGCGUUUUCGCACGCGCUAGUAACGGUAUCAAUUGGUUACUUCAUAUAUGACUUCUUGGACAUGGUUCUGAACCAGAAAAUAGGCCAAUCAUGGGAGCUUCUGUUCCAUCACGUGGUGGUCAUCACCUGUUUCGGCACCUCUGUCCUCACCUGCCGCUAUGUGGGCUUUGCCGUGGUGGCGCUGCUGGUGGAAAUCAAUUCGGUGUUCCUGCACCUGCGCCAGGUGCUGCUCAUGGCCAACAUGGCAGCGGGCACCCUAUACCGCGUCAACAGCAUGAUCAACCUGGGCACUUACGUGGUGUUCCGCAUUAACACACUGGCAUGGAUGACCCGCUGGCUGGUCCUGAACCGUGACAACGUGCCGCUGUUCGCCUACACGAUGGGCAGCGUGGGCAUGGCAAUCAUGACGGCCAUGAACAUAGUGCUGUUCUAUCGCCUGCUGCGGAGUGACUUCCUGAAGGGCAGCACCCGUGAGGCCAAGAAGGAGAAGGAGAUGUAGGAAUAUGGGAAGGGAGAGGGGUGGUGACAAUAGGGCAAAUGCAUACUUAUAGAUGUGGUGAUGCAUGGUUAGAUACACACACACAAACAUACAUACACAAACACUAUUUUGUUCACUCAUUACUUGAGACCCAUUCUUUGACCAAGGAAAGGGAGGUGGUGGGGCAUGUGACCCACACAUGCCUUGUGGUCAAUACCCUGUAAAGACUCUAACCAAAUUUGCUCCCUUCUGCAAUUUAAACAUCCUAUUUCCAUGGUGUGUUAGUUUUACAUGUGAUUUUAAACAUGUAAAUUAAAGUACAGAGGAAGCCAUUAAAUGUACAAAGAAAGCUAGCAUUCUUCCAGACAAAAAAAAAAGAAUCUUCUGGCACCAAUUGGAGCAACUAGAUGUAAAUUACACCAAGAGGAUAGUACAAUGCGAAGAUAAUUUGUUUUGCCAUUUAAUAUAUUGCAAGAGUGAAACAUAUACACAGUAUAUAACAAAUAUGUCACAGAUUGUGGUGCAAAGUCCUGUUGCACUGACUAGUAUAUACUAUAGGAAGUCAUUGGAAUCCAAAACCUGUCUUGUUUAAUAUGUGAACAUGUUCAGUAACAGUAGUACUAAAGAAGUGAUGAUGUUGCUUCACCAAGCCUUUUGUAAAAACUAAACACCUGCUACCUCAAGAAAAACCUGUAGCAGUUUUAUCUGUUUCUAACUUGAUCAAUGUUGUUAAAUGGUUUAAUCUUCUUCCUUGUUUUGUUGUGUUUUUUGUUGUUUUUUGCAACUUGCGAAGUAUCACUUAUUUUUGUGUAAAGGCUAAAAGAAACCCAUCUGGAUAAACAAACCAUCCGGUGAAAAUAGUUAGGUCUGCUCAGAACUUUCUCUCGUAAAGGUGAUGUCGAUGCUGCCAACUACACUAGCAAGGUUGAGGUCUAACUGAGGUCAGGCAGCACAACAAAGACAAGCUUGCCUUAACAGAAUACGGAUGGUUUUGUACACACACACACAUUCUUGACACCUGUACAACCCCAAGCAUUGUAAUUACUUGUGCCUCCCUUAGCCACUAACUGUUAGCAUUCAGCCUCAUUCAACCUGUCCAGUCCAGGGCUGUACAGUGGCCCUUUAGCUGUCCUUACCGUCCUUGUACAGGUCAGCAAGUUUACACAACAUGGCACAGUGACCUCCACCUUUCGAAUGGGUAAGUUAAAGGGCUGUGUGUAACAUCUGAUUAUAGGUCAGAUUCUUUUAUAAUUCCGUCACAAUUCAAAGGAUAGAAUUGGAGAAAUGACAAUGUAUCCGAUCUGUUAUUACAGGCAAGUUGGGGUGGCCUUAGAAACCUGCCAAGCUUGCUAAAACAGAGCCAUCAUAGGAUUCUUGUCUAAUGCCCUGAACAUUUAUAAUGUGAUUUUCUUUUGCAAUGUUUUGUUCUAGAUUGUGUUCUGUUUGCAUAUUUUGUAUAUUUGUAAUUUAUUUGUAUUGAUUGUCAAGGAUGAACCAUUGUUGACAACCACAUUGUUUAUCCCUUUUGAAAAAUUGUACCUGUAUAUCCACUAUUUGAAAAAUUGUUGGUAUGUGGUGGUUCUGAUUGAUGGUGGAGUUAUUAUAUACUGUGGUGGUGUUGUGGUUGUAUUACCAUUAAGGGUUCUUACUUAAAAGGGAGUUUCAUUCAAUUUUGGACACUUUAAAUUUUUCAGCUACCUGACCAAAUGCAUCCAUUAUAUCCAGCAGUGUGAGAAGAACCUUGCCUAUUUAUUUAUCCAUUAACAACCCUUUUUGGAUGAUGCUGGCAAAUUUUGGGGGAACUGGGGUGAAGUCCUGAAGUUGCAUUGCAGUUGACCCCAUAGAAUAGAGAAAUUAGGACUCCAACCUUCAACAAGAUCAUUUUACCUAUUAAAUCCAUACCCUAUUGUAGCUUGGUAACAUGAAACUCUCAAUACAUUUACAAUAAAGCUAAUUUGAAUUUGAUAAGCCAGCCUACUAUGCUAUUACAGCGAGAAAGAUGGUCUCUGCUAUUUGUUAGAUUUGAGUUGACUGCACAGAAUGAAGGGCCGACAACUAUUAUGUAGUCUGGUUGUCAUUUUUGUGUGUGAUGAAACUAGUAUUUGAAUGAUGUUGAAAGUCACCAAAUGUAGGCUACGUACUGUAUGUACAUGUAUUUCUUUUCAAGCUAACUUUUAAGGCAGCUUCGCUUGUGUGGUUGUAGGGUGAUUUCACGCGUGAACAUGUUUUGCCGAUUUAUUUGUAUAAAUUGUAAUAUUAUUGUAAUGAUAUAACAGUAAAUAUAAUUAUUUUCUGUAUGUCAUUAUAAUUGUAAAAAUAGAAAUUAAAAAAAGAAAAACAACGUGGCCUAGUUGUGAAGCCUCGUUUAUUGAUGUAGUACUCUUUUCUAACCACAUGGGGGACUUGGUUUAUGGAGGAUGCUGCUAUCCUGAUAACUGUUGCUGUGUUAAAUCCAUGGCUGUGUCUUGAAGUGCUAGUAUUGGUCUCCUUGCCUUAUUUCCUCGUCUCGUUCCGUUUGUUCGUACAGAUAGGUAUACCUGUCCACCAUGUUGCCCCUAUGCACGACCUCUAUGGUCAAUCAUCAACGGUCAGGACGAAGAGAGGAGGGCAUUUUGACAUACGAGACAUACGCUAUAGCUGAACCUGUUUAAGCGAAGCUUAAUAAUGUGUUGUUAUAGCCUACAUCAAUGACAGUCCCUGUUGAAAAAUUGAAAAUAUUUU
Molecule: messenger RNA, 3813 nt
Organism: Osmerus eperlanus (European smelt)
Lineage: Eukaryota; Metazoa; Chordata; Actinopteri; Osmeriformes; Osmeridae
Gene: tlcd2
Product: TLC domain containing 2
Exons: 4
Coding region: 388-1113 (241 amino acids)
Biological process (GO): phospholipid homeostasis; regulation of membrane lipid distribution; membrane assembly
Cellular component (GO): plasma membrane
Source: RefSeq, a predicted model, not a curated record